AUCCAUUGCUGUCCUUACUCAAGGAGGAGGCGUGUAGCGGAGAAGCCAAUCGUCACUCCUCCACUGGGGGGGCUGCUGGUACAUCUUGUCAACAAUCACUAGGAGAGCAGCAUCAGUUUCAUCAGAGUUCAACUUUGCCGUCGGUCGCACAAGAUAAACACUUCAUUGCAAAUGAGCAACCAGCUUCAGUACACGCUCCCCAUUACCAGGAUGUGUCUUCUGACAAAUUACUUGCACAUUCGGACCCACAGCAAGCGAGUGCAGUCAACAUGGCAAACCAUCCAUCAUGGAUGCCUCCUCAACUUCAGAUAAUUUCCCAGUCCAGCCACACCGUACCUAAUCAAUCAAUUAAUUUCGAGGCAGGGGACCAGCAACAGAAUCAAAGAAUGUCAUCUUCAUUACAAAAUGAUCAGUUCCUCACCAACGGUGCAUCAGAUGGGUUGCAGGAGUCAAUUCAAACUGGUGUUUUAGCAACAGAUCCUCUCAACGACAUACCUACGACCAACAUUCGGAAGGAUUCCUAUCAACCAAACCACACCUUCUGUGGACAACAUGGAGGUGAAAGCUUGUCAUCUUCGCCAAUGUAUUCAACAAGCUGGCCAUUUUCCAUUGAGGAUAUCCCAACUAAUGAUGCAAUGGAUCCGGCAGAGAUAUCAUCGUUAGGAAAUGAAAAAUCCCUUCAGACGGGUACUUCAAGUUUUUUGCAGGAUUGCCGUGAGCCUUGUGCUUUGGAAGUGGUUAACACUGCCCAGCACUCUAAUCAACCCCAUCCAAGAUGUGAUGGAGAAAGUGGAAUUGAAACCAAUUUGUUUCCUUCGCAAGAUUCGGGCCCAACGGAUGGAAUAAAUACGGCAGCCCAAUCAAUACCAUCUCUGGUUAUGAACAGAGGCUCACCAAUGUUGAACCAGAUAAGCAUUUGCGCCAACCAUGAGAAGAUGCAAAAUCUAAAAAGAAAAAUUGAACCACUUGAAGGCAGAGGAGCUGACAUAAAGAAGAAGAUGAAGCUAGAAUCUGCCAAGUCAUUGCCUCAGAUGAAGCCGAAGACAAUGGUUACGAAAUGGUUGAAGAAAAUAAAAACAGCAAAAAAUAAAUUCAAAAGCAUUAACGAAGCGAGUGGGGAAAAUAUGCCAUUGAAGGAACAGGUGGGGAGAUUGACAAGAGAAGUGGAAGAGCUUAGAGAGGAAAAACUUCCACGAACGCUAUUCACUCAGGCAGAACCUGCCAAAAAGACCAGCACUAUUAGAACAUAA
Molecule: messenger RNA, 1250 nt
Organism: Eucalyptus grandis
Lineage: Eukaryota; Viridiplantae; Streptophyta; Magnoliopsida; Myrtales; Myrtaceae
Exons: 4
Coding region: 270-1250 (326 amino acids)
Source: RefSeq, a predicted model, not a curated record